Caenorhabditis briggsae is the source of this 306-nucleotide messenger RNA. The coding region runs from base 1 to 306 and encodes 101 amino acids. Lineage: Eukaryota; Metazoa; Nematoda; Chromadorea; Rhabditida; Rhabditidae. The transcript is spliced from 2 exons. The record is from RefSeq and is a predicted model, not a curated record.
AUGUCUAACCGCUGUCUUCAAGUUUGCCAAAGAUGCCGUCCAAAGUCGUGUCAAAACAGCAAUUGUCUCAAAACAUCUGAAUCCUCAAGAAGUCUAAGAAUUGAUGUGGCGCCGGCCUUACUAUGGACCUCUUUUUUACUGGAGCUGCAGACAGCGCAAACCAUGGAGUACCCCGAAGAAUUUGAUGAGAACGAUCGAAUCCUUCGAGACACGAUUCUCCAGCCACUCCUCAGCUGUCAAGAGCAAGAAAAGUUCUCAUCCAGAGAACGGUUCUGUUUUACUUGGUCGAACUGGACAGAAGAUUGA